Molecule: messenger RNA, 3002 nt
Organism: Pelecanus crispus (Dalmatian pelican)
Lineage: Eukaryota; Metazoa; Chordata; Aves; Pelecaniformes; Pelecanidae
Source: RefSeq, a predicted model, not a curated record
CCAGACCAAAGACUAAGCAGUUAUUCAUGUGGUAUCAAGGUGCAAGAGGGUUUAGGGCCCGCUCGGCUGGCCCUCGUGUCCAUGGAGCGCACGGAGGCGGCCAGCGGCUGUGCCGGUUUGGCUGUGGGAUGCACGUGCCUCUGGAGAACUCCAGGUGCAGGGUUCUUAACCGCUGCUGCCAGCCGGGAUCCCAUGUUGUCAACAGUGAGGAAGAUGAUGACCUUCAAUAUGCGGAUCAUGACUAUGAAGUACCACAGCAAAAAGGUUUGAAGAAGAUAUGUAACAGGGUGAAAUGGACACGUGAUGAGGAUGAAAGGCUAAAGAAGCUGGUGGAACAAAAUGGUACGGAUGAUUGGGCUUUCAUUGCUAGUCAUCUACAAAAUCGUUCAGAUUUUCAGUGCCAGCAUCGAUGGCAGAAGGUACUAAACCCAGAAUUGAUUAAAGGUCCCUGGACUAAAGAAGAAGAUCAGAGGGUUAUUGAAUUAGUUCAGAAGUAUGGUCCAAAGCGCUGGUCUCUAAUCGCAAAACACCUGAAAGGAAGAAUAGGCAAGCAAUGCAGAGAGAGAUGGCAUAACCAUCUCAAUCCUGAGGUAAAAAAGUCUUCAUGGACAGAAGAAGAGGACAGAAUAAUCUAUGAAGCUCACAAGCGUUUGGGAAACCGAUGGGCUGAAAUAGCAAAACUUCUUCCUGGAAGGACUGAUAAUUCGAUUAAAAAUCACUGGAAUUCAACAAUGCGAAGAAAGGUGGAACAGGAAGGAUAUUUACAAGAUGGUAUAAAGUCUGAAAGAGCUAGUUCAUCCAAACUUCAGCCCCAACCUUGUCUGACUGUGGAACACUUGCACACUCAGAAUCAAUUUUACAUACCUGUUCAGACACAUAUUCCUGCAUACCAGUAUGCCUCACCAGAAGGCAGCUGUCUAGAACAUGCUUCAGCUUCUUCCAACUUAGUUCAGCAGUCAUUUAUUGAUGAUGACCCUGAUAAAGAAAAGAAAAUAAAGGAGCUUGAAUUGCUACUUAUGUCAGCAGAGAAUGAAAUCAGAAGAAAACGAGUGUCUUCUCAAGCUGGAAACUUACCUUGUUGGUCUGGAAGUUUUGUCAUGGAAGAUUGUGUGUCUAAUACGCUAAAUAGCCUUGGGGAACAAACAAGUGAGUUCUACAGCAUGGAUGAGACCCACAGCACAUCUGUUCAGCAGAAUUCACCACCUAAGUAUUUGGCUGUGGAAGCAAACACAAUGUUAUCAUCUCUACAAACCAUUCCAGAAUUUGCAGAGACGCUAGAGCUUAUUGAAUCUGAUCCUGUAGCGUGGAGCGAUGUCACCAGUUUUGAGCUUUCAGAAGUUGUUGCAUCUCCUGUCAAGCCAGCUCCGGUAAAACUAAUGCGGAUUCAACACAAUGAAGGGGCUGCUGAGUGCCAGUAUAAUGUCAGCGUUGUGCUUGAUGGCAAAAAACACAGUAGCAUCAGCGGCGAGGAAGAAGCAGUUUUUCCAACAACCCCAAAUUUAACUAAAUUCAGCACUCCACCUACUAUCCUGAGAAAGAAAAAGAGAUUGCGUGUUGGGCAAUCACCAGUUAAUGAACUGAAUGAUGGCUUGUGUAAUGAUGCCAUCAAUGUUGCACUAAAGCAUACACCAGUGAAAACACUACCAUUUUCUCCAUCACAGUUUUUCAAUACUUGCUCUGGAAAUGAACAAUUUAACCUUGAGAAUCCUGCAUUUACAUCGACUCCAAUCUGUGGGCAGAAAGUUCUUAUUACAACUCCUCUACACAAGGAAAUGACACCAAAAGAUCAAAAGGAAAAUGUGGGUUUUAGAACUCCCACAAUUAGAAGAUCUCUUUUGGGUUCAACACCAAGGACGCCAACUCCUUUUAAAAAUGCUUUGGCUGCUCAGGAAAAAAAGUAUGGUCCCCUCAAACUUACGUCACAACCACUUGCAUUCUUGGAGGAAGACAUUAGGGAAGUUUUGAAAGAGGAAACUGGAACAGAUAUAUUCCUCAAGGAGGAAGAUGACACUGUGUAUAAAAGCUGCAAGCAGGAGCACAAUUCUUCUAAAAAAGUCAGAAAAUCACUGGUCCUAGAUCCAUGGGAAAAAGAAGAGGUUGGUGCCCAGCUCUUCACAGAAGAUAAUAGUUUAGAUGCACAGUCAGAAAAUGCAUAUACCACAUCUUUAUUAAUGAUACCAUUGUUGGAAAUACAUGACAACAGAUGUAACCUGACAUCAGAAAACCAGGAUACAAAUCCAGCAAACAAAGCAAAUGCAGUAAUUAAGAAGAAACUGAAUGCAUGUGCUUCAAAAAAUGUCAAAAAGGAGAAAGCUCUUCAGUCAAAUUGUGAAUGGGAAGCGGUUGUUUACGGAAAAACAGAAGACCAGCUUAUCAUGACUGAACAAGCAAGAAGAUACCUGAGCACAUACACGGCUACCAACAGCACUUCACGGGCUCUGAUACUGUGAUGGUCACUGUAACUGACAACCAUCUCUUUCUGUUGAAACUGACACAAUGUUGAAGGCAAUUCCAGCACAAUACUUUUGAAUUAAGUCUUUACUUUGAGACAGUCUGCCAAGGGAAACCUUAAAGCUACCUUAAAGCUUCCUUUCUUCUUUUGACUGACAAAGAACAGACAUGAAGCCCUUGUAUUCUCUACGAAGGGAUAGUACAAACAGUUCUGCAAUGAAUUUCUUAAAUGUUAAAAAAGUAACACCCUAAAAUAUGAUAAAGAAUGGUAAAAUACAUUGCAGUCCUGACAACAUACAGUUUUUAGGUCUAUUUUUCAUAUUUAUUCUUUUGACUUGCAUUGCUUUUUUCUGUUAGUGCAUUUUCAACGUAGAGUAGGUUUAUAGGUUGUUACUGGUUUCCAAAUGAGCAACAUACAUGACUGAAUGUGCUUUUGCUUAUGUAGCAUUUUUCUAGUAUAUAAAGAAACACAAUGGAAAGGAGUUUAAAGGAAGGAUAGAAAGUUGCACUACUAAUUUUUUGGUAUGCUGCAAAACAAUGAAAUUAACUAC